This is a messenger RNA of Fundulus heteroclitus (mummichog), 4537 nucleotides long. Its product is annotated as SEC14-like protein 1. Gene Ontology annotation, biological process: negative regulation of RIG-I signaling pathway. NCBI's taxonomy places the organism in Eukaryota, Metazoa, Chordata, Actinopteri, Cyprinodontiformes, Fundulidae. Gene Ontology annotation, cellular component: cytoplasm; cytosol. The transcript is spliced from 17 exons. Bases 402 to 2612 code for a protein of 736 amino acids. Gene Ontology annotation, molecular function: RIG-I binding. The record is from RefSeq and is a predicted model, not a curated record.
AUCCAGAGAGAAAUACUGUCCAGCCUGCUCAGUCCACACACACACGCACACACACUCCUCCAUCCGCCAGGGCUCCACUCAGCUGCCGAGGGUUUGUUUUCUCUCGCGGUGUCUGCUUUUCCGGCCAGUUUUGUCUGUAAAAUUAAACUAAUUUACGGUUAGCUCUCUUGGCUACUCGUUCCGGCUACAUGGCUAGCUAGCAUUGCCAAGCUAACCAUCGUUAGCUGCGGAGCCGCCGGGUGUGUGUGUGGGGGGUGUUCAAGUGGAGAAGAGCCGAGGGGGAGCGCGGAAUGGCAGGAAUUCAGUCGGGUUGCCCUUCCAGAAGAGACCGCGACUGAGCAAAGUGAAGCUGUGCUCUCCUCCCACAAUCACCGGUUGUUGGUGUUACUGUAACUCCCAUCAUGGUGCAGAAGUAUCAGUCACCCGUGCGGGUGUAUAAACAUCCCUUUGAGCUGGUGAUGGCGGCAUACGAACGCCGCUUCCCCAAAUGUCACCUCAUCCCCAUGUUCGUGAACAGCGACGUGGUGAACGAGGAGACGAGCGAGGACGGCUCCACCCAGAGGAUCGAGCGCCGCUGUGCCCUGGACGUGGACGCGCCGCGCCUUCUUAAGAGGAUUGCCGGUGUAGACUAUGUGUACUUCAUCCAGAAGAACACGCUGAACCGAAAAGAGAGGACCCUGCACAUCGAAUCCCACAACGAGACGUUCUCCAACAGGGUGGUCGUCCACGAGACCUGCUGCUAUUCAGUCCACCCAGAGAAUGAGGACUGGACGUGUUUCGAACAAACGGCCAGUUUGGACAUCAAGUCCUUCUUUGGCUUUGAGAGCACCGUGGAAAAGAUUGCCAUGAAGCAGUAUGCCAGCAGUAUCAACAAGGGAAAGGAAAUCAUUGAGUUCUACCUAAAGGAGCUCGAGAAUGAGGGCGUGACUCACGUCCCCCGCUGGACCUGUUCCUACAUUUGUCCCGCUCUCCCUGCGCCAAACAGCGUGUCCGCCAGCCAGCCCGAACUACAGCACACCAGCACGCCAACGGUCUCUGCCUCGCAGACCACCGACACCAAAGAUGGCGCCGCACAGGAUGCGAAGCAGGAUAGCGGAGCCGCUCAGGCCGACAACCCACCAGAGAACGUGGCUGGAACGCCUGAAGAUAAACUGGAUGCCGACUACAUCAAACGUUACCUGGGCGACCUGACGCCUCUGCAGGAGAGCUGCCUCAUCAGACUUCGCAAAUGGCUGCAGGAGACGCACAAGGGAAAGAUCCCUAAAGACGAGCACAUCCUGCGCUUCCUGCGCGCCAGAGAUUUCAAUAUGGAUAAGGCACGGGAGAUACUGUGCCAGUCUCUGACCUGGCGAAAGCAGCACCAAGUGGACUACCUGCUGGAGACCUGGAACCCUCCGCAGGUUCUGCAGGACUACUACACCGGCGGCUGGCACCACCACGACAGAGACGGUCGUCCUCUGUACAUCCUGAGGCUGGGUCACAUGGACACCAAAGGUCUGGUGCGCGCCCUUGGAGAGGAGUCUCUGCUCAGACACGUGCUGUCUAUCAAUGAGGAGGGCCUGAGGCGUUGUGAGGAGAACACCAAGGUGUUUGGUCGACCUAUCAGCUGUUGGACGUGUCUCGUCGAUCUGGAGGGCUUGAACAUGCGUCACUUGUGGCGACCGGGGGUCAAGGCGCUGCUGAGGAUCAUCGAAGUUGUGGAGGCAAACUAUCCAGAGACUCUGGGACGGCUGCUUAUCUUGAGAGCGCCGAGAGUCUUCCCAGUCCUGUGGACGCUGGUGAGCCCGUUUAUCGAUGAGAACACCCGGAAGAAGUUCCUGAUCUAUGCAGGCAACGACUACCAGGGUCCUGGAGGGCUUGUCGAUUAUAUAGACAAGGAAAUCAUCCCUGACUUUCUAGGAGGAGAGUGCAUGUGUGAGGUGCCAGAGGGCGGCCUGGUUCCUAAGUCCAUGUACCGCACACCCGAGGAGCUCGAGAACGAGGACGUGCGUCUCUGGACCGAGACGAUCUAUCAGAGCGCCAGCAUCUUUAAGGGAGCUCCUCAUGAGCUCGUGAUCGAGAUCAUCGACGCCGCCUCCGUUAUCACCUGGGACUUUGACGUGUGCAAAGGCGACAUCGUCUUCAACCUCUACCACUCCAAGCGAGCCCCCCAGCCGCCGCGCAAAGACCCCCUGGGAGCCCACGGCAUCACCUCGCCGGGCGUCAACAACGUCCAGCUCAUCGACAAGUCCUGGACGCUGGGCCAAGACUACAGCAUGGUGGCGUCGCCGCUCACCUGCAAGGAGGGCGAGAGCGUGCAGGGCUCCCAUGUGACCCGUUGGCCGGGUUUCUACAUCCUGCAGUGGAAGUUUCACAGCAUGCCGGCCUGCUCGGCCACCAAUUUGCCCCGGGUGGACGACGUCCUGGCCACCUUGCAGGUGUCCUCACACAAGUGUAAAGUCAUGUACUACACCGAGGUGCUGGGCUCCGAGGACUUCAGAACGGCUUGCUGUGAUGUGCAGAGUUUGGGUUCGAUGACCAGCUUGGAGUCGAGCCACAGCGGGUUUUCUCAGCUCAGCGCUGUUACCACCUCCUCUAACCACUCCCAGUCCAGCUCCAUGAUCUCCAGGUAGAAACCGGCAGCGGCGGACUUCAGACCCCGACUUCCCUCACUCCACAGCCUUUAUCAUCAUGGUGGAAACCUUUCUCCUUCCCCGCGUCCCCUCUCGUCUUUUGGACACUAUCGCACAAAUAAAAGAUGAAGAGUUCUGAAACUAAGGCAAAAAAAAACAAAAAAAGAAAGAUUUAAAGGGCUGAUUUUUGCACAAAGGUCAUAUAUUUUUGUGUCGGACCAUUCGCAGGGAGUUCACUUGCGGGGGGGGGGUGGAAAUGUCACAGGUGAGCCAGGCGGAGGUGGGCGGAAGCGGAAAGAAGCAAUAUUUUUCAUGCCGUGGGUCCGGAAAGAGACACUGGAGGGCGCUGUUACAUUUACGCGUAGACUUUUAGCGGCCACUCGCAGUACUGAGACGACUCGUACCUCACUCACGCUGUUACAUAAAAACACAAAUGGGCACAGAUUAAACGGUUGCCACGUUGUUACUGGAAAAAAAAGAAAAAAAAAACGGGGGUUAUUGUUACUAGUUAGUCAUUUGUAGGUCAAAUGUGGGUGGGUUAAACAUCCUAAGGGACCUGGCUCCACUCCAACAUCCGCUGCUGACAAUUGAAGCUCAGCAUCACACGUGCGCCGCCGACCGGUUAUCACGAUUUAAAGGAGAAACUUUCUCCCUCCCUGACGAGCGCUUGAAUAUUGGACCCGGGGUCUGGGAUGUUAGCGAGGUAAUCCGCUAGCAGCAAUAACGCAGGAUGGACUUUUAAACUGUGUGAAACGUAUUUAUUAUUUAGAUGCAUGUGAAGUAGUGCACAGGUAGACAAAAAAAAAUAAAAAAAUAAAUAGCUGCCACUAACGUCACUAAAGCAUUUUGUCAGGAGAGGAGGACAAGCGCUCGGUUCGCUUUAAGGAACCCGGAUCAAGUCGGCGCUGCAGUCAGCCGAGCCAAUGGGACGACGACGUUAAUUGUGUUGUGUACGUGUGCUGCUUUGCGACAGCUGUGGCAAGGAGAAGAAGGCGAUGUUGGAUCGGUGCGUUCCUGCACGCACGCGCACAGGGGUUUACUGAUUUUGUUAUUUAAGAAUUAAGAGAGCCAUUUUUUUAAAGAGCCAUGUGUCAAUAAAUACCAUUUUAGCCUUUGUAAACAUCACUUUAGAAAUGUAUCUGCUAUUUUCAAGGUGACCACUGUAACAUUUCGAAAUGCAACACUUCCAUGCAACGGUUUCUAAUACAGUUUACUUCAAUAUAUAUUCCAAAAAGAGAGAAAAAAAAAAGGUCUUGGGUGGAAUUUAGCUGCCCUGUUUUUAAUAUCCAGAAAUGCUCAUUUGUGGCUGGUAAAGGUCAGCGGUUGUUUAAAAUCCUUACUUGGCAAUAAGAUGAGAAAAAGGAACUUUGAAUGAGGAGUGGCGGUGUGUGUGUGAGUGAGACGGCGUAAAAAUGAAUGUUUGCUGUAGACUGGAGGAGAUAUAUCUAAUGAAAUUUGUGUUUAACACAUUUCUGACCCUGUAAGCAGAUGUUUUGCUUCUUUCCUUAUUUCUAGGUGCACUUUGACAACUACAUUUAUUUAAAUCGCUGUUCUAAUCUUGUAUAUUUCCUUUUGUUUUCCUUCUGUGUGCUUUUUUUUUUUUUUUUGGUUCACCUUUUGGACCUUGUCUUAAGUCGCAGGCAUGAAGAAUUGUAUUCAUACCAGGUUUUGUUGCGUCGACAGAUUAUCUCCAUGCUUUGAUGCUUUUCAUUGAGAUCUCAUUCAGAAAUGAGGGCUAUAUAACCGUUUGUCUCCAUUGUUCCACACAUUUCUGCCUCCCUGCUUCCUCUGCUGAUAUUUCUGCAUAUCUUCUCUGCACCUCUGUGUGAGAAACUGCUAAAAAAAAAAAAAAGAGAGCUUUGGAUGAAAGAACAUGUCGCCUUUAUGUUUUGAAGUAAAUAAACUUGAAUUAUGAUGGAAAAAAA